Ixodes scapularis (black-legged tick) is the source of this 1818-nucleotide messenger RNA. Its product is annotated as calcium-activated chloride channel regulator 1-like. The transcript has 7 exons. The record is from RefSeq and is a predicted model, not a curated record. NCBI's taxonomy places the organism in Eukaryota, Metazoa, Arthropoda, Arachnida, Ixodida, Ixodidae. Bases 1 to 1818 code for a protein of 605 amino acids.
AUGGUAAUAAAAAUACCAUUCCACUGUUUAUCAGAGGAGCAGCCUAGCGUGCUACGAAGACAGUUAAACUACGUGCUGAAAGAAGGCGGCAGAACGGCGGAGGGUGACACCAUCAUUCUCAUGACCGACGGGGAGGAAAACAGGGAUCCAAGAAUAGCAGCCGUGCUGCCGGAGCUUUUGGCCGAGAAAGUUGUGGUGAACACCCUGGCUUUGGGUACGAGCGCAGAAAAGGAUCUCGAAAACCUCGCCCUGAUGACGGGGGGAAAGGCGUUCUCACUGAGCGACAGCCAGGCAAACAUCGAGGUCGCUAUGGAGUCGGCCUUCGUAGAGUCGACCACCACCCAGCUGGACGAAGCUGACCGUCCGAUCACGAUUCUGGAUGAGUCCAUUAAACUGAAUAAAAGUAAAACAAUUCCAAUCAUGAUUGACCCGGAGCUCGGUAAAGACACGAAGGUCGUCAUUGUGUCGGGCAGCCAAACUAACCUGGAGGUUCACGUUUUGGACCCCAUGGGAAACACAUGCAAGGCCUGCUCCUUCCAUAUUUCGAACUCGGGUUCAAAAUGGCGAACCGUCAAGAUUCCUUCGCCAGCAAUGCCCGGUACCUGGAAUCUUGCUCUGGCGACGAAAGCCGACACGGAUGUAGUAAACGUUCGCGUAACUUCGAUGGCUGUGGCAGCCGAUGACCAUCCCAUUCGGCUGCGUACCUUUCUCAAGAAACUCGACGUCAACCAGGCGCUGGACGCCUGUAUCUUUUCGGAAGUGUCCAAGGGUCCCCAUGCAGUUCUGCGUGCAAAGGUCCUGGCCAAGGUCCUGACACCCCAGAAGAACGUUGGGCAGCUGAUUGUGGAGCUUUUCGACGAUGGAGUCGGUGCGGACGUCACGGCCAACGACGGCAUCUACAGCGGAUACUUCACGCAGUUCAAGGGCAACGGAAGAUACUCUGUGGUGGCCGAAGUUGUGGGCGAUGGCUCGGCAAUUAUUGUGAGAGGACGACGGGGUUCCGGAGGUCUUCCCGUUGUAGCGUCUCCACCUGAAGUAUCUACAAAUGUGGAAGCUACCGAGAAAACGGCUUCUGCCUCUCCGGAGUUUGAAGCCGAAGGACUUCCGUUUGAACAGUUUGUUUACGUGGAUGAAGACAUCGAAGUUGCCGAACCUCUAGAGGUUGUUGGCGAAAAAGCUCCAAGCUUCAGAAGAUUUUCAGAUGGGGGCUCCUUCCAAGUUGACGGCGCGAUCGAUGUGUCUAAGAUUCCACCGGCCUCGAUCCAGGACCUUCGAGUCGCUGAUGUUAUUACUGAGAACGGAUCUCUUUGCGUUGUCCUGUCCUGGACUUGUCCGGGAGAGCACUUGGACUAUGGCCAAGCUUCUCAAGUAGAGAUCAGAGUGAGCACCAACAUGGCGAGCUUUUUGAAGCGUUUUGAGGAUGGUGUUCAGAUUUCCGAGAAUGACGUCAUGGAAGGCCAGUUAUCACCGCUUCCGGCACGAACCAAGCAGAACGUCACCGUCAAGAUUCCGGAAGAUGUGGUGUCCGAGGCGAAGAUCGAAAACCGCACAGAUUUCUACUUUUCUGCUCGUGUGCUGAACAAGGAUGGCCUCGAUUCGGGAGCUUCCAACAUCGCCCUGGCUACAUUUGAGCAUCCCUCUCCUGGGCAGCAGCAGAAGCCGCUGGAUUCGAAGAACUGGGGUCUCUUAAUCGGAGUACCAGUAGCUAUCGUUCUUCUCGUGAUUGUAAUUCUGACGGUUGUGUUCGGGCGACGCAGAACGUCGACGCAACAGAUCCAACCAGAACCUAAGCUUCAUCGGAUCCACUAUGCCUCCUAG